AUGAGUGCUCGUGUUUAUAUAGGACGGUUGUCGUAUCGCGCUUCUGAGAGGGAUAUCGAGCAUUUUUUCCGUGGAUACGGGCGGAUUCGCGAUAUCGUCCUUAAAAAUGGUUUUGGUUUUGUGGAAUUUGAUGAUCCUCGUGAUGCAGACGAUGCAGUUUAUGAACUCAAUGGAAAAGAUCUAUGUGGCGAGCGAAUAAUUUUGGAGUUUUCGCGACGUGGACCGAGAGGACGCAUGGAUAGAUUUGGCAGUGGUGGGUAUGAUCGGUAUCCUCCACCGAGACGAGAAUCAAGGCCUGUAUAUGGACCUCCACAGCAGACUCGCUACCGUUUGAUUGUAGAAAACUUAUCAUCACGUUGUUCGUGGCAGGAUUUAAAGGAUAUCAUGCGAACAGCGGGUGAAGUGACAUUUGCUGACGCGCAUAAGCAACGUGCUAAUGAAGGUGUUGUUUGUUUUCUAACAAGGGAGGAUCUUGAACGUGCGCUCGAUAAACUUCAGGGGAAGGAGGUUAAUGGAAGAAAGCUCAAGUUAAUUGACGAUUCGGAAAAACGUGACAGUCGAAGCCGUUCACGUUCCAAUCGUCGAUCGAGAUCAAGAACUCGUUCUCGAAGCUCCCGUAGUCGUUCAUCUCGUUCACGCAGUAAAUCAAAGUCACGAAGUGCAACUCCAAAAAAGCAACGUAGUCGGUCGAAAGAGCGCAGCGCUUCAAAAGGAAGUCAUUCAAAGUCCCAAUCUCGCACUCCUUCAAGAACUUCACGAUCUCCAUCUCCACCCAAAAACGGAAAUAUUGAAGGCGAUGAACCAGUGGGUGGAGAAAAUGAACGAACCAGUCGUAGCCGAAGUCCAACUCCUGACUGA
Dracunculus medinensis (Guinea worm) is the source of this 858-nucleotide messenger RNA. NCBI's taxonomy places the organism in Eukaryota, Metazoa, Nematoda, Chromadorea, Rhabditida, Dracunculidae. The record is from the annotation of a GenBank genome assembly.